Molecule: messenger RNA, 669 nt
Organism: Megalobrama amblycephala (Wuchang bream)
Lineage: Eukaryota; Metazoa; Chordata; Actinopteri; Cypriniformes; Xenocyprididae
Product: nuclear apoptosis-inducing factor 1-like
Exons: 2
Coding region: 1-660 (219 amino acids)
Cellular component (GO): nucleus
Source: RefSeq, a predicted model, not a curated record
AUGGCAAACACAGAGAGGAAAUCAAAAAAACGUAACUUCACUCAAUGUGAAGUAGAAGUUAUCGUUGGCGAGGUGGAAAAGAGGAGAAAAAUGUUGUUUGGAGGGCACAGUGUGGGCAUUACUAAUGCCAAAAAGGCACUUGAGUGGCAAACGGUGGCAGACGCCGUAAAUGCUGUAGCCUCACAACCUCGGACCGUGGCCGAAAUAAAAAAGAAAUGGUCGGACAUCAAAGUCGAGGCAAAAAAACGUCUAGCGCUCCAUCGCCAGAGUGUGUCUGCCACGGGUGGGGGAAAGGGGACACCGGAGCUGACCCCUCUUGAUGAGAGACUGGCGGCAAUUAUUGGGGAAUCCCUAUUAAGUAAAGUGGUGACUGAGGCGGAGGGGGACACUGACGCGCCAGAUGCACCGGGUGACACAGUUGCUGGGUGUUCCAGCGGGGCCAGUGGUUACGAUGCUGCAGCUGAGCAGCCGUCUGGACCCAGCGUCUCCACAGCACGCGGCUCUCAACCCUCCAGCUGUGGACGUGUCCUCACCGAUGCAGUCCUUGAAAUGCAGAGGGAAGUCAUUAGUUCAAUCAGAGAGGUGGCCAAGGAGUUGGGCGAAAUCAAGACUGCCCUGACUGAAAUAAACUGCACGAUGAGGGAAUUCUUGAAUAAAUAAUAUUUUCCA